Messenger RNA from Coffea arabica (coffee), 2263 nucleotides. RefSeq lists its product as uncharacterized. The record is from RefSeq and is a predicted model, not a curated record. NCBI's taxonomy places the organism in Eukaryota, Viridiplantae, Streptophyta, Magnoliopsida, Gentianales, Rubiaceae. Gene Ontology annotation, molecular function: 2-(3-amino-3-carboxypropyl)histidine synthase activity. Gene Ontology annotation, biological process: protein histidyl modification to diphthamide.
UUUCACACUCAAAAUUAAUGCAUAUGAAAUUUUUGGCAGACCCACUAGGAGGAUAUUUGCCUCUCAUCUCUUCUUUUCAUACACAAUUUCUGCCUCUCAUCUCUUCUUUUCAUACACAUAUAGGCCAUCGCUUCGGCCUCCGCCUCCGCAUCCGCACCGUAUUCUUCAGUCAUGGAUUUUGAAAAUUAUUACGAAAUUUCCCUCGUCGCCGACUUCAUUAUCGCCCAUAACUUCUCCAGAGUCGCCUUACAGUUUCCAGAUGAGCUCCUGAAAGAUUCAAGGAAAGUCGUGAGUGCUCUCCGGCAAGAGCUCCACCGGCCUCUUCAGAAUUCCGACGAGUCACGUGCAACCGCUAAGUUGUACGUGAUGGCCGACACCACCUACGGCAGCUGCUGCGUGGACGAGGUCGGAGCUGCUCAUGUGAAAGCUGAUUGCAUUAUUCAUUACGGCCACAGUUGCCUCAGCCCGACAACCACAAUUCCAGCUUUUUGUGUUUUCGGCAAGGCUCCUCUUAAGGCAUCUAACUGUGCUGAAAGUUUAUACAAUUAUGGCGUAAAAAGUGGCAAGCCUGUUCUGGUUCUUUUUGGGUUAGAAUAUGCUCAUGGAAUGCCGGAUAUAAAAGAGGCACUAAAUGUUGAAGCAAUGAGGUUUCAUGACUCCAACUCAGGAUUUCAGAUACAUUUUGCUAAUGUUACUAAUUCAGUUAUAACUCCAUCCGCAUCUAUGAAAUUGGAAAAUCGACAUUUAAUGUUGAAUGGCGAGCAGGAUAACAAUGAAGAUUCUUCUCAGAAGACUGAUACAAAAUUUAGACUAGGUGGUUUGGGUUGGAGUUUACCUGAGGGACACAGGACGGAGGAUUAUUUGCUGUUCUGGAUUGGUUUAGACAACUCGGCUUUCUCAAACUUCAUAUUAACAUUUAAUAGUUGUGAAAUAGUCAGAUAUGAUGCAAUUGAAGGUUGCUUGAAGACUGAUGUAUCUCAGCAGGCAAAAAUUCUUAAGCGCAGGUAUUAUCUAGUUGAAAAAGCGAAGGAUGCAAACAUGGUUGGGAUCUUGGUUGGAACUCUUGGAGUUGCUGGUUAUCUAGAUAUGAUUCAUCAAAUGACAGAACUCGUGACUAGAGCUGGGAAAAAGGCAUAUACCUUUCUUAUGGGAAAGCCAAAUCCUGCAAAAUUAGCUAAUUUUCCUGAGUGUGAUGUUUUCAUCUAUGUAUCCUGCGCUCAAACGGCUCUUUUGGAUAGCAAGGAGUUUUUAGCUCCUAUAAUCACUCCUUUUGAAGCUUUGAUAGCUUUCAACAGGGGCAGUCAGUGGACCGGAGCUUACUCAAUGGAAUUUCAGGAUGUGAUUGCUUCCCAGCCUGCCGAAGUAGAAGAUGAGACAGAAUCACGUUUUUCUUUCUUUCAGGGUGGAUAUGUUGAAGAUUUUAAAUUGCAAGAGGGGAAGGAGGAAAAGGAUGCAGUUCUUUCCCUGGUAAAUGUCACAGAGAAGGCUUUGCUGCUGCAGAACAAGGAGACUGAGCUGUUAUCAAGAAGAGAUGCCAAAUCUGGAGCUGAGUUUUUUGCAGCUCGAUCAUAUCAAGGUCUUGAAAUCCAUAGCAGUGACUCUUUUCCAGAGCCGUUUUUAAUCGGUAGAACAGGGAAGGCAUCUGGAUAUGAGGAUGAACAAAUAAGCUAGAUCGUUUGGGGAAACAUUUGCAAUAGAAAGCCAGCACAGAAAUACAGCGAAAUCUGUGUAAUGUUGGGACAGUAGACAUAAAGCAGAAUUCCGAUUAGUUCUUUCAUUGAAACCAAUUGGGGAUGUUUUGGCAGAACGCAGUAGCUGUGCAGCAGCUUUGGCACACAUAGAAGUGUUUGUGGCUAAAUUUGGGAAUCUCUGGCUAUUAUUGCUACUGUGGUGCUGCCAUUUUUGCCUUGCAGUGGCAUGGUUAAUUUUAAUCUAGCCUUGGGAAGAGCUUCUUGCAGCUGUUACUCAUUUCGUGGUAUAAUUCCAUCCCUAUUUGGUUAAACAGAAGGGGUUGACUUUCCUGAGUUCCACCAGUUGGGUCGUCUCUGCAUUGUUGUCCUCUUUGAACUGGAUCAGAUUCCAUUUAUGUCUUGUAUUAGUCAGGCAUAUUCAUAGGAUAGGAGAGAGCAUAUUUUUAAGUUGUUGUAGCGUUUCAUUGGCAUAACUUAGAAACUUGUUCUUACAUUCCUUCCCUUAUAACGCAAGUUCUUGUAAAUAUGGCUAGUAGCAAUGAAAUAGUUACGUAUUGUUGAUUUUUUUUGAA